GGGGGCAUAUCAAUAUUUCACGACUGUUUAAUGCAAGCAAUGAAGUUACUUUUUACGGUCUUGUCUUUCUUGCGAUACAUCAUUUAUUUAUCUUGCUGUUUUGCCGUGCAUCAUUUCGCGGACCCACUGCGCAAUUUGCAGAGAUAAACCCUCGAGAUAAUCCUUAAAAACUGGGUUGCUGGAAAAUCUGUCGAUUUAGUUUUCAGUGCACAAACACGAACUACACUACAGGCAGGACAAUGCGGAGGACCCAGACAUAGCUGAGACCUCUCACAUUGCAGCAUCGCCUGGGUUAAUCUAGGAAAAGGUAGAAGCUCGCGUAUCCAAGACGUUUAUUUAAAAGCAUAUUGAGGUGUAAGCGAAACUGCUUCUAAUGUUUCAGCGCUGUAACCGAGAUCGAGAGAAGUUAUCUUGCUGAGCCUGUCUGGUGCUGACGUUUUGUGAAGGGGCGCACUUCUGCAGAAGUUAACAGAGUCACGAGAUAAUAUUUAUUCUUCAAGAGGGGAGAUGCAAGCCACUAUACGGAAACGACAGAACCCCGUGAUAUUGCAAGGAUCUGUUUUUCACCAAAGCAGACACGGGUCACAUGACUCAGAGUCUUCCAGUAAGAAGCCCCAGUUCCAUCUGGACCUGUGGUUUUACUUCACUGUGCAGAACUGGCUGCUGGACUUUGGCCGUCCAAUCGUAAUGAUAAUUCUGCCGCUGGAGUGGUUCCCAUUGAACAAGCCCAGCGCUGGUGAUUACUUUCAUAUGGCUUACAACGUCAUCACCCCUUUUCUUCUGCUCAAGCUUAUCGAAAGAUCUCCUAAAACACUGCCGAGGUCGGCGGUCUAUGUCUGCAUAAUAAUGUUUGUGAUGGGAGCUAGCAUUCAUCUGGUGGGGGAUUCUAUCAAUCAUCGUUUGAUUCUGAGUGGAUACCAGCUACAUCUGUCCGUCAGAGAAAAUCCCAUCAUCAAGAACCUUAAGCCAGAGACGCUGAUUGACUCCUUUGAGCUCCUCUAUUACUACGACGAAAGUUUAGGCCACUCAAUGUGGUACAUUCCAUUUUUCUUGAUACUAUUCCUGUACUUCACCGGGUGCUUCACUCACGUUAAGGAAGGGAAAGCAAUGCCUUUGUCUGCAUGGCUUCUUGUGGGGCCAAGUGGCCUGUAUUACUGGUACCUUGUAACGGAGGGUCAGAUUUUCAUCCUGUACAUUUUCACGUUCUUCGCGAUGAUGGCUAUUAUAAUGCACCAGAAGCGCAAAGGCUUCGUCCUGGACAGCAACGGGCUCUUCCUUUUCUACACCUUCUGCAUCACCCUCGCACUCAUCGCAGUCUGGGUGGCUUGUUUGUGGAACGACAAGAUCUUGAGAAAAAAAUACCCGGGGGUUAUCUACGUCCCCGAGCCGUGGGCUUUCUAUACUUUACACAUGAAGGACCAGCGUUAGAACCUCGAGCAAUGGCCUCUGUUCUCCAGUGCAGCAGACGGGAUAUUUUGCUCACAACACAGUACAUUAUUUCCUUCUGUGCAAAGGUAUUCUCAGGCUGUGCCAAGGACUGUACUUAUUUUUUUUUGGAUCAACAAUUCUAGCAAAAGAUAGUUUAACUAACUGGUGACUAGCAACCCACUCCCUGGUAAGCCUGCACUGUAUUAAAUAUGCAAUUAUUGUAAACUCCAGGAGCAAUGCUAUCUAGAGGAGCUUUUUCUGUAGGACAGACUGAAGAAGUGAGAUUUUUUAAAUAUUCUUUAUUGGCUGUACAUUAAACUUCAGCAUCAUUGGCUAUUUACCUCCCAGUUAAACAAGACAGAAGAAAGACAGAAGUUAUGCCCACAGUAGUUAAAAAAGCACCAGUGCCCAUAUGCUCAUUUAGUAUUUUACUUAAACUAAAACUGAAAAAUAUUUUGUCUGCCUUCUUUAGUCAGAACAAACAGCAGUUUCCCCGCGGGUCCUCCUGGAUAUGUUAUAUAUUGCCUGCUUGAGCCUGCAAUGUUAACUGAAGGCUGGCAGUUUAAUUCACAGUGUGACAGUGCAGCCAGAUUGCUUCAAGGAGGAAGGAAUCUUAAACAAACUGGUAGGUCAACAAUGCCUGAUUCUUGACGAAGGGGUGUGCCCAGAAGACCAAACAGUCGACUAAUGCAUUAAACAUUUACGUGGGUCAAGCAAAAAUGAACAUGGUCUUUUACUUGGGUAGAGUACAUGAAUGUAACAGAUUUACAAUGUAGCGUUCUGAUUCAUGUAUUUUCAUAUUCUCUGGUAUUCUGUUUGAUACUCUGUCCCUCAUGCGCUAGCACAGCGCACAGGAACCUAUAGGAAGAAUAAUCGCUCCACACGUCCCCGGCUCUGUAGAGGCCCCCCCGCCCCCCUUCAGUGGCACCCUCUCCUGCCCGGUCUCCCGCUGCUUGUUCGGUUACUGGAUCGUUUGGGUUAUCCCUCACAGUAGAUGUGCUGGUCAGAUUAAAACAAAAGCUGAAAAAGACACAUCUUUACUACAGAAUCAUGUAUACAUGUCGGCUUGGCUAGCUUCUUUAUUUAUUCUGUUUUUUUUUUAAAGCCUUUUUAAAUUGGAAAUGAAGGCAUGACUUUUUGAUGACUCGACACCCUCACUGUACCUUAUUGCUCUGCGUGACGUUGUUUAUUUUAGUGUGACAAAGUCUGUAAGUUCCACCCCCUGCCCACUUAUUUAAAAAUGUAUUUAUUUAGUUAGCAUGUGCCGUUGUCUUAAUUGUCUAACGCACAGGAACUAUAGCAUUGGUUUUGUUUUUGAUAUUAAAGAUAAUGCUGUUUAUUUUUGUUGUGGGUUCCUCAUUCCAAUGCAUCAAGUGCUUCAUAAAAUAAUAAUAAUACAAUAAAAUAAAACACUUUUCCUGGAAGACACCAUAUGGAAUCCGCCUCUAAUCAAAAGUAAAGUAACAGUGCAUGUUACAUUUAGAGCUGGUUUCACAGUCCCUGGUUAACACGGUGAAACCAGUCCAUGAUGUUGCUGAUUUCAAGGUCGAUACUGCUUUUAUCAAUCUGUUUUCUUGUUUGAACUUUAGGUCUUACUAGAUGCAGUGCCAGCUGUUUCUCUUGUUUGUUGAUUUAUUCAAAGGGAGACGCUGUUUCUGUUGUGUAAUCUGGAUCCUGUCAAGUGGGAUUGUGUUGCCAGCCUGACUUGGUGGUGAAAUGUUUGCAUGUGAA
Acipenser ruthenus (sterlet) is the source of this 3159-nucleotide messenger RNA. RefSeq names its product ceroid-lipofuscinosis neuronal protein 6 homolog. The transcript has 8 exons. Bases 508 to 1428 code for a protein of 306 amino acids. The record is from RefSeq and is a predicted model, not a curated record. Lineage: Eukaryota; Metazoa; Chordata; Actinopteri; Acipenseriformes; Acipenseridae.